CGUCCUCUCCUCCUCGCUCUCAGAGUUGUUCAGACUUGAGGGAGGAAUGGCGGCCCCUCGGAGUUUCUUCAUCUCUCUCUGCGGUUUAUACCUGCUUUUAUAUUUCCCAUGUGGAUCUACGACAUCGGGCACCAGAAGAGCGAAUCAGGAUCGAUGCGGGUUUAAGGUACCUUCAGGUGCAGAUGGAGGCCGCAGGCUGGCCGUUACCUUCAGAGCCGACAACUGCUCAUUAAACUACCCACUGGGGAAGCACAUGAUCCGUGAGGUCACCAACGUCUCCUUCAGUCAUCUAGCCUGCGACGAUCAGGCCGCCGUGGUUGUCCACUGGUCUGCGAGCCCACUAGGGAUUGAACACAUUAAAGGCUUCAGAGUUUACCUGGAGGACAAGAAUCCAGAAGGGAAACAGUGUCAACACCUCAUCCUCAAAGACCCACGACAGCUCAACUUCUCCUACAAGAACACGAAGCUGAGCAGUCAGCCGUUCAGCGGUUUGAACUUUGACACCGACUACAUGGUUCGUGUGGUUCCCUUUCCAUCUCAGAUGAACGAGAGCUUCUUCCCUCCAUCUUUCCUCAAAACUAACUCGUGUGAAAUGCUCCUCGGAUCAGACAACCUGGUCUGCAAACCAUUCUGGACACCAAGGACGCUGAACGUGUCUCAGCUCGGAUCGAGCCUUCAUGUGGCCUUUGAUCAGGCUCCGCCCUCCUUUGGUUUCCAUUUCUACUACCUGUACUACAAACUGCGACCGGACGGACCCUCCAAACUGCAGCGCUGCAAACUGGAUGUGAAUCAGCCCAGAACGACAUGUAUCCUCCAGGACGUCACUCCAGGGACCUACACUAUAGAGUUAAAAGAUGACAGCAACACCACCAGGAUGCACACUCAGCACCACGUCAGCCAGGUCCACUCCCCCUGGGCGGGACCUAUCCGUGCCAUGGCCAUCACGGUGCCGCUGGUUGUCAUGUCAGCAUUUGCAACCCUCUUCACAGUCAUGUGUCGCAAGAAGCAGCAAGAAAACAUCUACAGUCAGCUGGAUGAGGAGAGCAGCGAGUCGUCCAAUCACAGCGCAGCACUGACCACUGAGCGGCCGUGGCCCCGCCCCAAAGUCUUCAUCUGCUACUCGAACAGAGACUGUCCCAAACACACCAGUGUCAUCCAGAGCUUCGCCUUCUUCCUGCAGGACUUCUGCUGCUGUGAGGUUGUGUUGGACCUGUGGGAACACCUGGAGAUGUGCAAAGAGGGUCAGAUGUCAUGGCUCAGCAGACAGCUGGAUGAAGCAAACUUCAUCAUCACCGUCUGUUCCAAAGGCCUGCGCUAUUAUGUGGAAAAGAAAAGCCGUCGAGGGAAGACGCCAGUGAGCCGCCGUAGUAAUGGCAGCAGCUCUUCGAUUACUGCGGUUGGUGGGGACCUGUUCAUUGUGGCGGUUGCCAUGAUUGCUGAGAAGCUGCGGCAGGCGAAGCAAAGCGAAGACAGCGGGGCACAGGAGAUGAACCGAUACAUGGCAGUUUACUUUGACUAUUCUACAGAAAGCGACAUCCCCACCAUGCUGAGUCUGGCUACCAGGUUCAAGCUGAUGGACCAGCUGCCUCAGCUCUUCAGUCGGUUCCAUUCGAGUCAUUCCAGUCUGACUGAUCGUGAGCAGCAGCCUCUUAACAUUUCCCGCAGGAACUAUUUCAGAAGCAAGUCCGGGCGCUCGCUCUACGUUUCCAUCUGCAACAUGCACCAGCACAUCAGCCAGAACCCCGACUGGUUCGAAAAGCAGCUUGCUCCUGCUGGAGCAUCCUCUACCUCUCCUGACUCUUCCUCCAAACAUCCGUCUCUCGCUGCUGUCCAGGCUCCGAGCCUUCCGCCCAAACCUUCCUGCUCCUUGUCAUCUCAGGCUGAGCAGAGGUUUGACUCUGGCUUGGUGCUGAAUGAGGUGGUGGUGCGAAUGCCAUCGCUGGAGAGUGGGGAGGGCGUGAUGGGGAGGAACGUACUCCAGCUGGCCCAUGGUUCCAGCCCUGAUCCCAACCUUUGCCCGAGUCCCAGUUCCACCCCUGACCCCUGUCCCAGUCCUGGUGUCUGUCCCAGUCCAGACCUACCACACUCUUCUCUGUUCAUGCUAGAUCCCAAUUCAAGGUCUGCUUCUGGAAUAUCUGGACUGUUAUCCGAAGACUCUUCCUCCUCCUUGUCCUCCUCUGGUCCUUCCAUCCUCCAGGAUGGCAUUUCCCCUGGUCAGGGACAGGCUGAUGAAGGCCGCCCCACUGUUCCAGAGAUCCCCCCACCUCGUGAUUCAGGCAUCUAUGAUUCAUCUGUUCCUUCAUCAGAGCUUUCUAUUCCCUUAAUGGACGGACUGUCACAUGACCAGGCAGACUCCUCCUCCCUGGCUGAGAGUGAAUCAUCUUUCUAUGGUUUGAGUGAUGAAGAGGCACCCGCUGCCACAUCGCUCAGCUGCAGCGCUGCCACGGUGUGCAAAGCUGAGCUGCACCACCAUCAUCACCUCGAGCAAAAUGACGCUGUUCUCACACCUGUGGCAUCGUUGUAGGGGUAUGCCUUCAGCCAAUCAAAAGAAGGCUAGCCUGGUGAUGUCAUCUUGUAAAUCAAUGUGGCAACUUGGACCAAAAAGUUGCCUUUGUGAAGAAGGUGAAGCUGGAAGAACCGGAGUGGGAAGCAGAAACUGAGUUCUGGAAUGCUGAUCUGUCAUAACUAUGUUAAUCACUGAGUUCUAGAACACUAUUCCAUGGUAACUAUGGUAGCCACUAUGUUGUAAAACACUUGACCAUAGUGACCAUGGUAACCUUUGAAUUCUAGAAUGUUGAUAAAUAGCUAUGAAAACUAUGGAACCACUGAAUUCUAUAACAGUAUUCUUUUGUAACUGUGGUACCACUGUGUUCUAGAACAGUAAUGACUGUGAUUGCUAUAGUAGCCACUGUGUUCUAGAGCAGUAUUUCCUGGUAAUUGUGCUAAUCACUGAUUACGAGAAAACUUUGGUAAUUGCAGUUCUUUUUUCUUUUUUUUUUGUCCACUGGAGGAUUUUUGAAGGACUGGAACUCCAGAUGUUGGCAGAGGUGACCGUUUCAAACCAAAGAUGGCCUCAGGCCACAGUGUCCUGAUUGGCAGACAGAAAUGUAUGACUUGAUGUCAGGUACCAAAACGUGAUGCUGUAACAAACCAGCUGUUCCAGUACUGUUUUGAUGUGAAAAUGCAAGAUAAAGCAGAACCUGAUCAAAGGGUUUACUUGCUGCCCAGGACUGUCAAAGCAGUUCUUACUUAAAGCUGCUGAAUGUAUAAACACCUUAAAGACAUCAGUCAGCACUUUUGGACCAAACACUUCUGGGAAACUCCCUCAGAGUAACUGCUCCACAGAAGUGUAUACCAUCAAGGACACUUUUUUUUCCUUUUUCUGUUUGCAUUCACACCUUCGGUAAAAAUGCUAGCAUGAAGUUUGACCCACCUGGCUGCUGUCAUAGCAACAGCUAUCACAAUUACAUAAUGGAGAACACGGUGGUUGGAGCCGUAUGUUUGUUGUGUGACUUUUUUCAUAACAGCGAUGGCAUUAGAAAGGGGACAGAUAUAGACUUUCUAGAGGGAAGCACCAAUUCUGGGCUUUUCCAGUGACCACAGCUGUUAUUGCUGCAGAUAACCAAACAAAUCUUCCCUAUUCUCUGACCAAACAUGUUAUCAAGUAAACCAAAACAGUUCAGAUCUGCUUUGGUUGUGGUGAUUCUUGUAACUCAGUUUCAGUCUCUUUGUUUUCUCUCUGUUUUGCUUAUCGGUGUAUCAAGUCGAGAGGAAAAUCUAGUAAAGAUUUCACAUUUCUUCAGCCACAUACAGGCUGAACUUAACAGAUGCUUUAUUUGUCUACUGUCUUUCAUUUUUAGUAAUCUCUGGCUUACAUAGGUAAUGUUUACUAUUCCUAUUUUAUCAUGGCGAUUGCAUUACUCAAAAGGUUCCUCUUGUGCUUUACUUAAGAGUGAAAAAAGGUCCUUUGCCCUUUUAGUUCAUGCAUUAUGCAAAAAUACAAAAAAAGGGGGACUGCUUUGAUGUAAUAUUAUUUUGUAUUAUCAUGAUUUAAGACCAAAUACUGAAAAAACUUAUACUAUAAGAUAAAGAAUCAGAUGAAGCUUGUUUAAGAGGUGCCUUUUUUAUUUAAAUGUGCCCACUUGUUUCUUGAAAGACAUUUGCAUCAUAAAGAGAAACCUUCUUCAAAAGCACAUCUUGUUUUGAAAUACUUCCAACAUACUCAUGCCUUAUAUUUGUUGACAAAGAUUUAUUGUUGGUGUAACAAAGUAACAUGACCACUAUUAUCGGAUCAUAAAAUCGAAUAUUUUGUUUAAAGAAGUGACAUAAAUGUUAGUACACCUGGCUAACGUUAUGUACAAUG
Molecule: messenger RNA, 4363 nt
Organism: Pundamilia nyererei
Lineage: Eukaryota; Metazoa; Chordata; Actinopteri; Cichliformes; Cichlidae
Gene: il17rd
Product: interleukin 17 receptor D
Exons: 16
Coding region: 47-2524 (825 amino acids)
Molecular function (GO): interleukin-17 receptor activity; protein binding
Source: RefSeq, a predicted model, not a curated record